CUCGGUACGAAUCGAUCCGAUAACUGCUUCCCUUCUGUCCUAUCCUCCAUCAUCCGGCGGGCUAUUGAGCGCACUGUGACGCAGGACCGCAGCGAGCCCCAAGCUUUGAAGCACGGAAGCUCCUCCCUGGAGAGAUAGACUAUUUUUUCCAACGCUCUGGCUGUCUACCAAUCUUGCUUACCCACAAACCCCUUCUCCAAUUCUCCGGACCGCCCGCCAUCUAUCAGCACUACAUCCCCUUCAUCACGCUCCUUCUCGAUCUUUGAAGAUGGCCGUCUCCAGCAUCUCUCGUACCGCGCUGCGCCGCGCCAUGUCCACCCAACCUGCCUUCCCCGUGUGGACUCAGAAGACUGCUUUCACUGCGGCAAGGACAUAUGCUACGCCCAGCAAGAACACGAGCUUGAAGGAGACCUUCCGCGCCUCCCUCCCUGAGAAGAUCGAACAGAUCAAGAAGCUCAGGAAAGAGUACGGCAACAAGGUCGUUGGCGAAGUCACCCUCGAUCAGGUCUACGGCGGUGCCCGUGGCAUCAAGUCGCUGGUCUGGGAAGGCUCCGUCCUCGACUCCGAGGAGGGUAUCCGUUUCCGCGGCAAGACCAUUCCUGAGUGCCAGGAGCUCCUUCCCAAGGCACCCGGUGGCUCCGAGCCGCUGCCGGAAGGUCUCUUUUGGCUUCUCCUGACCGGCGAGGUCCCCACCGAGCAGCAAGUCCGCGACCUCUCCGCCGAGUGGGCCGCUCGCAGCGAUGUCCCAUCUUACGUCACGGAGCUUAUCGACCGCUGCCCGAACGACCUGCACCCAAUGGCGCAGUUCUCGCUCGCUGUCACCGCGCUUGAGCACGAGUCCGCCUUCUCCAAGGCCUACGCCAAGGGCAUGAAGAAGGCCGAGUACUGGGAGCACACCUUUGAGGACAGCAUGGACCUCAUUGCAAAGCUGCCCACCAUCGCUGCCCGCAUCUACCGCAACGUGUUCAAAGACGGCAAGGUGCCGGCCACGCAGAAGGACAAGGACUACGGCUACAACCUUGCGAACCAGCUUGGCUUUGCUGACAACUCCGACUUUGUCGAGCUCAUGCGUCUCUACCUCACCAUCCACUCUGACCACGAGGGUGGCAACGUCUCAGCACACACCACGCACCUCGUUGGCUCAGCUCUCUCCUCACCAAUGCUUUCGCUUGCAGCCGGCCUGAACGGUCUCGCAGGCCCUCUCCACGGCCUCGCCAACCAAGAGGUGCUCAAGUGGCUGCAGGAGAUGAAGUCCGAGGUCGGCUCCGAUCUCUCUGACGAGAACAUCACCAAGUACCUCUGGGACACCCUCAAGUCCGGCCGCGUCGUCCCCGGCUACGGCCACGCUGUGCUCCGCAAGACCGAUCCGCGCUACGUCUCCCAGCGUGAGUUCGCGCUCAAGCACUUGCCCGACGACCCAAUGUUCAAGCUUGUCAGCCAGGUCUACAAGAUCGCCCCCGGCGUCCUGACCGAGCACGGCAAGACCAAGAACCCGUACCCGAACGUUGACGCGCACUCUGGUGUUCUCCUCCAAUACUACGGCCUGACCGAGCAGAACUUCUACACCGUCCUCUUCGGUGUGUCGCGUGCUCUCGGCGUGCUUCCGCAGCUCAUCAUCGACCGUGCCGUCGGUGCGCCGAUUGAGCGGCCGAAGUCCUUCAGCACGGAGGCUUGGGCUAAGCUUGUUGGUGCCAAGCUCUGAGUACGCUCGGUUGAGCAACACCACGCGAGCAAAUCCCGCGCAUCGCGGACGAGCUCGGGCCCGGACGUUCGGCUUAUACAACGAGCGCUACAUUUACUCGGCGGCGAUGGAGGCGGGCAGGAGAUGAAAGAGGAGCGAAAGCAGCAGACUACGAGAUGGCAGGCUCAUGGUCUGCCAACGGGCACGAAAAGCGCUUCAUAGGGCUUGUAUUACUGGCUU
Molecule: messenger RNA, 1921 nt
Organism: Baudoinia panamericana UAMH 10762
Lineage: Eukaryota; Fungi; Ascomycota; Dothideomycetes; Mycosphaerellales; Teratosphaeriaceae
Exons: 2
Coding region: 269-1702 (477 amino acids)
Biological process (GO): citrate metabolic process; carbohydrate metabolic process; tricarboxylic acid cycle
Cellular component (GO): mitochondrial matrix
Source: RefSeq, a predicted model, not a curated record